Messenger RNA from Cotesia glomerata, 4062 nucleotides. RefSeq lists its product as uncharacterized. The coding region runs from base 1247 to 3805 and encodes 852 amino acids. Gene Ontology annotation, cellular component: plasma membrane. Lineage: Eukaryota; Metazoa; Arthropoda; Insecta; Hymenoptera; Braconidae. The transcript has 17 exons. The record is from RefSeq and is a predicted model, not a curated record.
GAUUGAGGCUUCGGAUACAGAAAAUGUGUAGAGUCGGUGCAUUUCACAUCACGAGGGCGGUUGUUUUCUCGAUUUCAUCCCCUGCAGUAUGAACAUCGUUGAUCAUUUUAUUUAUUUUUAUUUUAUUUAAAUUUACGGUGUGGCUACCGUUUUUUUUUUUUUUUUUAACACAUUCAAUUCAUCAGUGACUCCCACCGAAAUUUCGUUAUUUUAAUUCCGUUUGUACACUCGGUAUCGUUUUAAAUAAUUAAUACAACUAACGAGUUUAAUUUUGUAGAGGGUAAAGUGUAAAUGAUAAUUAUAAUUAUUAUUGAGUGAUUGAUACGAACAGACAAGUAUAAUAUAAUUAAAAUAUUAAUUAAUGGGGGAUUUUUAUUUGCUGUAUCAGUGAAGUGACUUGUGUUUUUACUAAUACUAACAACAGUUAUUAUUUUAUUUAAAUUAUUUUUAAAUUAAUGCCCAGACAGUAGUAAAGUUAAUAGUUAAUUUAAAUUAAGAAUAAAGUAUUAUAUUUUAACGAGAAUUCUCUAAAAUGUGAUAACUCAUCUGAAUAAUGAAUACUAAAGUAACAUGACUAAUGACUUUAUAGACAUCAUAAACGGAAUUUAAUCUACAUUUUCAUUACUUAGUUGGUGUUUCAGUGUACCACAAUUCAAGAUUUUUUUUCUAAUGAUCACCGCUGGUAUUUUAUUAACUAACGCAGUUGAAAAAGUACAAAAGGAGAAACCAGAGUUAUUUGAAGCUUGUUUUAUAUAUCUACGGUGCUGUGCUCACUCGGAUCGAUCGGACUUGCUAUUUUAAUGACUUUUUUGAAAAUGAGUCUAAUAUAAAAUAAAAUAAAAAAAAAGUGUACAUAGAGAUGAAUUUUAUGUGAAGAGAAGAGCCGACAUUACGACACAACAAAACAGAAUAAAAAAGGCGUAAAAACGCGAAACAAAGGCAUGACGACGAGGCUUUGAUGUGACAAAUGUAGGCCUCACGUUUUAUUGUUGGCAUUGUCGGCCAACAACAAUGAUUAUAUAACUGAGGUUUAUUACUCUAUUAUAAAAAUAAAUAAAAAAAUAGAGAAAUAGACAAAUAGACAAAUAGACACGAAGAAGAAAUUUAUUAAAAUGGAGUUUAAUUUAAGAAUAGCUUGAUGGGAUGGCAAUAACUCAAAUGUAAUCCUGGAAUUUAUGGCUGUAAAGUACAGGGACAAUUGAAGAUUGAAGGACAAGAUAACGUUGAGACGAAAACUUGGAAAUUCAUGAGAAUCAUGAUUUGGGGGCUUUGGCUGGCAAUCGUCUUUACUUUAGCGUCUUACGCUUAUUCUCAAAUGACUUGGACCCCGAUCUUUGUCAGCGGUGAGAGUCAAGUGGAUUUUUGGACCCAGAGCGAAACCGGGUGUGCUUGCAGCUUCAAUUCAUCAAGCAAAAAUUGCGCGUGUUGCGUACUAUCAGGAGGAUGUAGCUGUGGUAGCGCCAUGCCUAAGCGAUGUGCUCAGUGUGGCUUGGAACAAUAUUGUACAAACAUGUGUAACAUAACGUUAGAUAGCAAACAACUUUUGAGAAAGUCUAAUCGGGCUUUUGGCCAGAUAAAAUCACUAUCGGUAAUAGGGCCAACUGAGUGCUUUUACAGGUUUAUCCCGGAUAUUGGUCAACGAGUCGAAUUACAAAUCUAUCGUUUAAUCUCCAUUGGACGUCACAAUGGAACGGCGUGUGAAGGUGGCUGGCUCGAACUGGAAGGCGGCGCCCGUAUUUGCGGUUCUAAUGUUCGAUUCGAUCGACCCGUGGUGCUUUUUUCCGACAAAAGUGAAGCAACACUACGAAUGCAAAUUCACGAGAACACCACGAGAUCGCAAUUUUUAGCAUAUUUUAGUUUUGCCUCGAAAGCUAGCACGUCCGUUGGCUGGCCGAUGAGAGGAGGAAAAGCUAUUAAUAAUACGGAUUGUGAUUGGAUCUUCGAGGAUUGUUUGAACACAGAUUGCAUUUUGGCGAGUCCUGCCUAUCCAGGGCUUUACCCGGCAAAUAUACGAUGCCGCUAUCUCAUCAAGUCAAAUAUCACAGUAUCAAUUACACUUGCAUUUAACUCCUUGCUUCUAUCUUUCAAUCACUGCACCGAUGAUUAUGUCGCCAUUUACGCGGGUCCCACCGUCUCGAGCACAAUGCUCAAGAAGUUAUGCAAUAAUGAGAAGAUGUCUAUUGUUCACGUCGGAACUGAGCUACUCGUGGAGUUUAAGUCAGGCUCGGAGAUGUCACCGUUCAACUACAACGGAUUUUCUGCUCAAGUUACUGUUAAUGAGUUAACAACAUUACCGCCAACAACUACCACAUCGUUUUAUAGUACAAUUAAAAGCAUUGAAGAUAACGUCAACAACAGUAUCAUCUACGAUGUAACCAAGUACAAUAAUCGUAACCUAAAGGAUUUGCGAAGCAACUCUGUGGUCGGCAGCAGUACAACCGCAGCGGGCUGCGAUCUUGAAAUAGAUGGCAACAAGUCGAGAUUUGGUCACUAUAAUACAAGAGGAAAGAUUCAAUCUGAUAGUUGUCACUUUGUUCUAAGAGGGAGAAUUCACGAUACGGUUCAUAUCCUUUUGAUCAGUUACAAUCUGAGUGCUCCAUCGUGCAAGACAGUGAUUGAGAUCUGGGACGAUGGGAGUCCGGGGGAGGAAAAAAACCUUAAAAAUAUAAAGAAGAUCUGCAGUCCAGUCCAAACAGUUAAACGGCCACGACAAUUCAAUCAUUCUGAAAGGUACAGUGAACCGGAGCAUUAUUCAUCAACCGGGCGUGAAUUGACGAUUGUUUUUAAACGGACGGACAACAAAACAGACGACCAACAAUUCAUCGAGUUCUCUUACUACUUUCAUGAUGAAGGGGAAGGAGGUACUUUACGGCCCUCGAGCACUUGCGAUGUUGAAUAUUACGGGUUGAGUUCAUCAAGAGUAGGACAGCUGACCAAUCCAAUUUUUAAGUUUUUUACAACACAAGAUUACAUUAAAUGCAAACAACAUUUCAUACCAGCGACUAAUCAAUCAGUCGUUUUAACGGUGGACAACGGUAUCACUAAUGAAUCAUCAAAUAAAUCCUGUAAUACACUUUGUGGCGAUAACGGUUGCCAUUGUGUCAGUGAUAAACAUCUCGACGAAAUAAAUCAUGUUAAACUAGUCUCCGAGCCGAACAAUGUUGUCAUCUGUUUGUGUGGAAAUUACGAGAAUUGGCUUCCACUCACAAUACGGGCCUGGAGUCCUCUUUACAUCGAGUGGUCGCGAUCCUCUGGAACAGAUCUCAAUGUAAAAGCCGCAUACAAGUUUAUCGAAGACACUUACUGCGGUGAUCACUCGACAACUCAACUGGAGGGUAUCGUUAAAGCUGGCGAUUUGACAAGUAACGCAAUAUCCAAUCAAUACUACCAGCAAAAAUGCACAUGGAUUUUGGACUCUACGAUUGAUCGGCAAUUAACUGUCGAGGUCGAAUCGUCGCAGGACCGACCGUGCACGUCAUGGAAUUUAACUAUUCAUGAAUAUACUAGAAGUGCAAAUCCACUUGGUCAGAGACUUUAUACUUUUUGCUCAAGAGAUAAACACAAAAAUUUUACCCUACCUUGGAAAAUGAAUACAGCAAUAGUCAGAUUACAAGCAUUAAGUAGGACAGCACCGCAAUACGUAAUGAAAUGGCGUAGUGUCACAACAUUAGGAAGCACCCGAAAAAAUCAACCCUCACCUGCACCUGACUACGUAUUAAAAUCAUCUCAAUCCACGAUAAGUAUUAAUAAUUACAAUACAAUUGUAUCGAUAAAUAUUAUUUUUGUUACACUUAUAUUUUAUUAAUUUACAAUUGUAAUGAUUAUUAUUAUAAAUUGUUAAAUAUUUAUUUGUUAACGUAAAACGUAACUGUCUAACAGUGAAAGAUAAUUUUGUAAAUAAUAUAAAUACUAUAUUAUAUAUUAGAAAGUACAGAGUAUUUAUAGAAUUUGUACAAAGAUACGAUUGAAAACUGAGCCUAGGAAAUGAAUUAUAAAUAUAUAAAUAUAUAUGAUAUAAAGUAUAGGGAUUCUAAAGUAACGUUAAUUUAAAUGUAAUAAAAA